Paramecium sonneborni is the source of this 1480-nucleotide messenger RNA. Lineage: Eukaryota; Ciliophora; Oligohymenophorea; Peniculida; Parameciidae. The record is from the annotation of a GenBank genome assembly.
AUGGAUUAGAAAUAAUAAUGUGAAUAAUAGUACGAGUAUGUACUUAACAUUGAAUAUUUGGGAAACUAUAAAUUUAUCUAUGAAAAUCACUCUCCAAUAAAUGAAGAUGACAUACAGUUGAGUGAUUUAGAAUCUUAGUUUUUGGAUGAUUUUAAGAUUGAAGAUGAUUCUUAAUAUUUUUUAUAUAAAGUUGAAUAGGAUGAUUCAUAUUUUGGGCUUGAACUUAAAUUUAAUGUUAGGUAUUUAAGUUUGUAAUAGAAGUGCAGAUUAACUCAUGUAAAUUAAUCAAAUUUCUGAACACUCUUUAUAUGAAGGUAUAAUCAUAAAAAUACCAAGAAAAUAAUAGAUGCCAAUCUAUGAGUAAAUUACAAAUUAAGAAUAAAAACAAGAGAACCUACUAGAUACGUUUUAAAAAACUUACAAUAAAUUUUUUGAUAUAAAUUAUGUUACAUCUUUAGGUUACAUAAAGGGAAAAUUGACAGUCCAUGAGGAUGUAUUAUUUUUUGAUCCAGAUUAUAAUAAUAAUUUAAAUGAAAAAAUAAUGUAGGAAGCAAAACUUAAAAAUGUUUAAUAAUUACAAUUUUAAAUCCUACUAUAAAAUGUAAUUAAAGUAACAAAAAGAGAAUUUCCAGCAUGCAUUCAAAUUGGUAGUAAAGAAAUUUAAAAAAUGCAUUUUGUAGAGAUCUAUAUUUAAACAAAGCGUUCUAAAGUUGUUUUAAUACAAUUAAUAGAUGUUUAAUAAUUAAAUGAAUUGAUGGAUUCAAUUAAUUCUGUAUUGGUAUCAUACUUUCCUCCAACUCCAAAUAAAGUAAUAGAGACUCCAACAAAACCUUAAUUGAAAACUAUACUUCCUUAUUACUACAAGAACGACGUAAAAUUAGAAUAAAAUAUUUAACUAGCAUUUGAAAGUAAUUAUAUAAAUAUAAAUGAUAAGAAUCUAUGGGUUCUAAUGUAUUCAUUUCAUAUUUAGAAUCGGAAUCUGAAAUAAUAGAUUAAAGUAUAUUUAUGAUGGUAGCUUGUUACAUUCCAACAAUCUUUAAAUCGUAAAGAUGGACUCUUCUAUAUUCUUCAACUUUAAAUGGAUCAUCCAUAAAAACUUUAAUGAGGAAUACUUAAUUUAGUUAACCAGUUAUUGUAUUUGUAAGAGACUUACAUAAAUAUUUAUUCGGAGCCUAUUUAUCAGAUGGUAUUUAAAAGAGUCAAGAUCAUUUUUAUGGAACUGGUGAAUCAUUCUUAUUUACUUUUAAGAAUACAUUAUCUUUAACUGUUUAUAAUUGGAUUAACUAAAAUAAUUUUAUUACUUUAUGUGAUGAAAAUGGUUUAGCUAUUGGAUGUGGUGAUAAAUAUGGACUAUAUAUAGAUUCUGAAAUUUAUCAUGGAUAUUCUCAUUAUUGUGAAACUUUUGGCAAUGAAGUAUUGUCAAGUAAAGAGAAUUUUGUAAUUGAUAGAAUGGAAAUCUGGGGAAUAUUUUAAGGUUGAA